AUGGUGAAGAAGUACAAAGGAACGUAUCAUCUGCUGGUCGCUCAGAAUUAUCUCUCAUCGUUGAAAAGAACACCGCGAAUCGUUGAUGAAAAAGAGGCAUUCGAUGAGGAGGAUGACGUGAAGAAACAGAGCACGAGCACGGAGCCGUUAAUCGAUUUAGAGAAUCAAGUGGUGAAAGGGAAGAAAAGAGGACAAUAUGUUACAUCAAAACGAUCGAUUUUUGCACGAAUCUCGAGAAUUGUUUCUGCUGAUGAAAUGAUGCAAAGAGACGAGGAAAUCGAGAUGAGAAUGAGAGAAGAUGAGGAAAGACCUGGCAGUCCAGCUUCAACAAAAGAGGGUUUCACUUUCUUGAAACGAUUGAAACAUACGCUUGUGAGAGCUGAGAGUUGUGAACGAAUGCGACACGCAAGUGGACAAUUUGGAAACGAGUUACGGCCUUUUGACUUCAAGGAUGAUGAGCACGAGUUCAACUUUUCAAGCCUCAUCGGUGGCUUUCAACGCCAACGCACCCAAACAAUGGACGGAGUCGAGAAAUCGCCGAGAGUGCAAAGAAGGAGUUCGGCAAUUGGCUCACUUCUCGGCGUCGAUUCGAUCAAUCAUCCAUCUGGAGUGUCACGGGCGAGUAGCUGUGAGCCAGAAAUCGCAAAAAUUCGAGAAAUUUGUGAAAUGGAAGCUGAUGAGCACAUUGAGGAGAUUCCGUAUUCGGCGGAAAUCUUUGAAAAGUUUGAAUCUGGUCAACAAAUGCAUGGUGGAAGCGCUGGGUAUACGAGCUCGUUCUCCCAUUUUCGGGCUCAAGACGAGGCGAAACGCGAGCUAAACGAGCGAUUUCGACUCCAAUUCCCGCACAUUCACUUAACUUUCACGAAGUUCAAGAGUAUCAAACGCGAACUCGUUUCCCUUGCUUUCACUUGUGAGCUCGAUGCGUCAACCCUUGCCACAGCUCUUGUCUACUUUGAGAGGAUCGUUUUCAAGGGUCUAAUCUCGAAAUUCAAUCGAAAACUCGUUGCUGGCGCGUGUCUGAUUGUGGCGGUGAAAGUGACGGAUGUGGGGAGGAUGAAGAUUCGAGAUGUGGUCGGGGAAGUGGAGAAUCGUUUGCGGGAAUCUCGUCGCGAGCUUCUUUCCUAUGAAUUGCCGAUUUGUGUGUCACUCGAUUUCGAUCUUCUUCCAUCGGAAACAUUUCUUCGACCACACAUGGAUCGAAUCACAUUUCGAAUUGUU
Messenger RNA from Mesorhabditis belari, 1218 nucleotides. NCBI's taxonomy places the organism in Eukaryota, Metazoa, Nematoda, Chromadorea, Rhabditida, Rhabditidae. The record is from the annotation of a GenBank genome assembly.